Messenger RNA from Lepisosteus oculatus (spotted gar), 2058 nucleotides. It is a transcript of the gene nars1, whose product is annotated as asparaginyl-tRNA synthetase 1. The record is from RefSeq and is a predicted model, not a curated record. NCBI's taxonomy places the organism in Eukaryota, Metazoa, Chordata, Actinopteri, Semionotiformes, Lepisosteidae. Gene Ontology annotation, molecular function: asparagine-tRNA ligase activity; nucleic acid binding; ATP binding. Gene Ontology annotation, cellular component: cytoplasm. Gene Ontology annotation, biological process: asparaginyl-tRNA aminoacylation.
ACACCAAUAAAACAGCAGGGCGGAACCGUAUUGCAUUAAAGUUAGUUUGUGCCGAGACGGCCGGUUGAGGCACAUGCACAUACUGUACGCUCGGUAGGGUAGGCGUAUGAAAGGCAGUUCUGUUUUCUGUUUUAAACACAUAUGACAUAAAAGGUAACGUGUAAACCAUUCGUGACGAGGACAUGGCCGACGAAAUCACUGAAAACGCUGAGGGACUUGCAAUCGGAGAACUGUAUGUCUCUGAAAAGGAGGGAAAUGAUUCUGACGCUGAUGGAACGCAAGAGAAGCCUUUUAAAACGGUGUUAAAGGCCUUAUUGUUUCUUGGGAAGGAACCUUUUCCAACCAUCUAUGUGGACUCUCAAAAGGAGGAUGAGCGCUGGGUUGUCAUUUCAAAGACGCAGAUGAAGAAUGUCCGCAAACUCUGGCAGAAGGAACAGAUGAAGAACACCGCUAAAGAUAAAAAAGAGGCAGAGGAUGCUCUCCGGCGUGAGAAGAACCUGGAGGAAGCCAAGAAAGUCGUAAUCCAGAACGAUCCCAGCCUUCCCGAGCCGAAAACAGUAAAGAUCCUUCAUUUAGAACAAUAUCGGGAUCAACGAGUCCGAGUCUUUGGAUGGACUCACAGGCUGCGACGCCAGGGGAAGAACUUGAUGUUCAUUGUAGUGAGGGAUGGCACGGGCUUUCUUCAGUGUGUGUUGACGGAUCAGCUGUGUCAAACCUACAAUGCAUUGGUCCUGUCCACUGAAAGCACUGUUGCACUCUACGGAACAUUGAAGGCUGUACCAGAAGGAAAGCAGGCUCCUGGAGGACACGAGCUGCAUUGUGAUUACUGGGAGCUGAUAGGAUUGGCCCCAGCAGGGGGCGCUGAUAACCUGCUGAACGAGGAGUCGGACGUAGACGUCCAGCUCAACAACCGCCAUAUGAUGAUCCGUGGAGAGAACAUGUCCAAGAUCCUGAAAGUGCGCUCCGUGGUCACGCAGUGUUUCCGAGACCAUUUCUUCAGCAGGGGAUACUACGAGAUCACCCCCCCCACCAUGGUGCAGACGCAGGUGGAGGGAGGCUCCACCUUGUUCAGUUUUAACUACUUUGGAGAGGAGGCCUAUCUGACCCAGUCGUCUCAGCUCUACCUGGAGACCUGCAUUCCAGCUCUGGGGGACACGUUCUGCAUCGCUCAGUCCUACCGCGCCGAGCAGUCCAGGACGCGCCGGCACCUCUCCGAGUACACUCAUAUCGAAGCGGAGUGCCCCUUUAUAUCUUAUGAGGACCUGCUGAACCGUCUGGAGGACCUGGUGUGCGAUGUGGUGGAUCGAGUCUUGAAGUCUCCCGCUGGCGCUCUCCUCUAUGACAUCAACCCUGACUUCAAGCCCCCUAAAAGACCUUUCAAGAGAAUGGACUACACUGAAGCCAUCACAUGGCUCAAAGAGCACGAUGUCAAGAAAGACGAUGGCACUUACUAUGAAUUUGGAGAGGAUAUCCCUGAAGCCCCAGAGAGGCUGAUGACUGAUACUAUUAAUGAGACCAUCCUGCUGUGCCGAUUCCCAGCUGAGAUCAAGGCCUUCUACAUGCAGCGCUGUCCCGAGGACCGCCGCCUCACUGAAUCGGUGGACGUACUGAUGCCCAAUGUUGGGGAGAUCGUUGGGGGAUCAAUGCGUAUCUGGGACACGGAAGAACUCCUUGAAGGAUACAAGAGAGAAGGCAUUGAUUCCACCCCUUACUACUGGUAUACGGAUCAGAGGAAGUAUGGGACUUGCCCUCAUGGGGGUUAUGGUCUGGGCCUGGAGAGGUUCCUGACCUGGCUACUGAACAGACACCACAUCCGAGACGUGUGUCUGUACCCUCGCUUCAUCCAGCGCUGUAGGCCCUGAGCGUUUUCCUUAUGCUGCCUCCUUGCCCAGAACAGCAUCUCCUACUUGAGCUACAUGAAAUUACAGUGGAUAAUGCACUAACAACGUAUGAAGCGAUAAUAGUUACCCAAAGACCAUGAUAAUGUACGCUUUCCAUUCUGAUUCCAAUCUUAGUUGUCCAGCACAGCAUCAUUGCCAAUAAAUGUCUUCUGUCUCA